AAGUGCAAUGAGAGACAAAACUCUGGAUCUCCAAUUGAGCCUUGAGAGAUACAAAGGAGAGAGUUUGAAUUCCAUACAAUACAAGGAUCUCGACGAGAUGGAGAAAAAACUCGAGAUCUCAUAUAGAAAAGUUCAAGCACGAAAGUUGGAGUUGAUGCAGCAGCAGCUGGAAAAUCUAAAGAGGACGGAGAAAAUGGUGGAGAAGCAAAAUGAAGAUAUGUACAAUUGGUUGAUGAACAAUGAGAUAUACCGCCGUCAGCAAGAAGCAAUGACUGAACUCAAACUUGUGGAAGAGCGGCAGCUGCCGCCAGGGGUGGUGAAUGAGUUUCCUUUUCUCUUGCAAGACAUGCCGCCGCCCCCUAUUGGCGGCUUUCUCAGCCUUCUUCCUUCUCACUCCAAUCAUCGUGAUCCAGACUGUCCAGGAUGCAACUAUAAAUAAUGGUCAUGAUAAAGGUAUAUACGUGCUAUAACCUCUUGUACUUUAACUUUG
Messenger RNA from Cuscuta epithymum, 490 nucleotides. Lineage: Eukaryota; Viridiplantae; Streptophyta; Magnoliopsida; Solanales; Convolvulaceae. The record is from the annotation of a GenBank genome assembly.